This is a messenger RNA of Pelobates cultripes (western spadefoot toad), 10825 nucleotides long. The record is from the annotation of a GenBank genome assembly. NCBI's taxonomy places the organism in Eukaryota, Metazoa, Chordata, Amphibia, Anura, Pelobatidae.
AUGGCUGCCCAGGACACUUCUUCCUGUAUCGGGGCUUGUAUGUACGAUUCACACCUGCACACGGCUGGACACAUGCUUCCAAUAGCCACAUCCGUGAGUGCCACGGUAAGGGGACUAUGGGAUGGGAGUGACCCCGAGCUCUUUGUGCCCCCUGUAUCCAGCACCAUGUGACCCCGAGCUCUUUGUGCCCCCUGUACCCAGCACCAUGUGACCCUGAGCGCUCUGUGCCCCCGGUACCCAGCACCAUGUGACCCUGAGUGCUCUGUGCCCCCGGUACCCAGCACCAUGUGACCCUGAGUGCUCUGUGCCCCCUGUACCCAGCACCAUGUGACCCUGAGCGCUCUGUGCCCCCUGUACCCAGCACCAUGUGACCCCGAGCUCUUUGUGCCCCCUGUACGCAGCAGCAUGUGACCCUGAGCGCUCUGUACCCAGCACCAUGUGACCUUGAGAGCUCUGUGCCCCCUGUACCCAGCACCAUGUGACCCUGAGCGCUCUGUGCCCCCUGUACCCAGGACCAUGUGACCCUGAGCGCUCUGUGCCCCCUGUACCCAGGACCAUGUGACCCUGAGCGCUCUGUGCCCCCUGUACCCAGCACCAUGUGACCCUGAACGUUCUGUGCCCCCUGUACCCAGCACCAUGUGACCCUGAGCGCUCUGUGCCCCCUGUACCCAGGACCAUGUGACCCUGAGCGCUCUGUGCCCCCUGUACCCAGCACCAUGUGACCCUGAACGUUCUGUGCCCCCUGUACCCAGCACCAUGUGACCCUAAGCGCUCUGUGCCCCCUGUACCCAGGACCAUGUGACCCUGAGCGCUCUGUGCCCCCUGUACCCAGGACCAUGUGACCCUGAGCGCUCUGUGCCCCCUGUACCCAGCACCAUGUGACCCUGAGCUCUCUGUGCCCCCUGUACAUAACACCAUGUGAUCCCGAGCUCUCUGUGCCCCCUGUACAUAGCACCAUGUGAUCCCCAAGGUCUCUGUGACCCCCAGUGCUCUUAGCUUUUACCCAGCACCAUGUGACCCCCGAGCUCUCUGUGCCCCCUGUACCAAGCACCAUGUGAUCCCCGAGCUCUCUGUUCCUACUGUACCCAGCACCAUGUGUCCCCCGAGCUCUCUGUUCCCGCUGUACUUUAACAGGUUAUUCGCUAAAGUGAAACUUCAAAGUGAAUUGAAGGUCAGGGAAGCAGGAAAGGAAAAAUAUCUGUCAACUAUGCUUUCAUGUCCACUUCUCUGGCCUUAAAAGAACACUAUAGGGUCAGAAACACAAACAUGUAUUCCCGACCCUAUAGUGCUAAACCCACCAUCUAGCUCCCCUGCCUCCCUAAUUAUAGUAAAUCUUGUAUUUAAGUCUGCAGCUGCUGCCUCUGCCCCUGAUUGAAUCAAUGCAUCUCUAUGAGGAAAAUUCAGUGUCUGCAUGCAGAGGGUGGAGACUCUGAAUGUCAGUCACACUGUGCAGCACUGCCCCAGGAAGCACCUCUAGGGAGCCAUCUGAGGAGUUGCCAGUGGGGGGUGUCCCUAGGCUGUAAUGUAAACACUGCAUUUUCUCUGAAACAAAUAGUAGGGAUCGACGGAUAUUGAUUUUUUUUUUUUUUUUUUAAAGCCGAUACCAAUAAUUUAUUGAUAUUCUGUACAUUUACCAUUUUGAAAAAAGUAAACUAUUUCUAAAGGUAAAUGCACAAAAUAUACAUAUAUACAGUGUUUGUGUGUAGUGGAUGCAGUGUGUGUGUGUGUGUAGUGGAUGCAGUGUGUUUGUAUGUGUUUCUGUAGGUAUGUAAUUUGUGUAAAAUAGGGGGGAGGGAAGGCAUUUUUAACGCCUUAAAGGACCACUCUAGGCACCCAGACCACUUGAGCUUAAUGAAGUGGUCUGGGUGGCAGGUCCCUCUAGGAUUAACCCUUUUUUUUAAUAAACAUAGUUUCAGAGAAACUGCUAUGUUUAUAAAUGGGUUAAUCGAGCUUCUAAAGCCUCUAGUGGCUGUCUCAUUGACAGCCGCUAGAGGCGCUUGCGUGCUUCUCACUGUGAAAAUCACAGUGAGAAGACGCAAGCGUCCAUAGGAAAGCAUUAUGAAUGCUUUCCUAUGAGACAGGCUGAAUGCACGCGCAGCUCUUGCCGCGCAUGCGCAUUCAGCCGAAGAGGAGGAAGAGAGGUCCCCGCCCGGCGCUGGAAUAAAGGUAAGUUUAACCCCUUUCCUCGCCAUUCCAGCCCGGCGGGAGGGGGACCCUGAAGGUGGGGGCACCCUCAGGGCACUAUAGUGCCAGGAAAACAAGUAUGCACUAUAGUGGUCCUUUUAGGACCGUGGGCGUGUUAUGCCUUCCUACUUACCCUUCGCGGUAUGGUGACUUACCUGGGAGCCCAGGGAGUCCCCUCUGUCUGUUUCGGCUCCCCUGGGCCAUGUGAUUGCGAGGUCCUUGCGAUCACAUGGACAGCAUAGUCUACUUUUGAAAAUGGUAUGCCAUCAUGGGGGUAAUUCUCGUUCCUGGUCUCAAAGGCAACGUAACCAAUCUGGUGAAUUUCAGUGUGGAAAAAAACUGAAAAAUGUAACAUGCUAUAUUUGACCCUAUAACUUCCCAAAACACCAUAAAACAUGUAGGGGGGGGGGGUUACUGUUUUACACGUGAGACAUCGCUGAAUGCAUAUAUGUGUAUUUUAUCGCAGUAAAGCAAACAGUAUCAUGACAUUCACAGUUAAAAUGUCACGUAGAACUACAUUUUUAAAAAAGUUAUUUUCUCCCAUAUUUUUAUAUUUAAUUCAUAUUAAAGGAUCACUAUAGUGUCAGGAAAACAAAGCGGUUUUCCUGACACUAUAGUGCCCUGAGAGUGCCCCCACCCUCAGGCUCCCCCUCCCAUGGCGCUGAAGGGGUCAAAACCCCUUCAGCCACUUACCUUAAUCCAGCGCCGGGCUCCCUCUGUACUGUUUCCCCUGAAUAAAAUGAUAUAUAAUAAGGGUGGGUGCAUUUAAUAUGAACGAGGUGAAUUACAGUUGGACAAAUAUGUAGCGCAAAUGCCAGGUUUUGUUUUGAUCACAACGUGUACAUUUGGAUCAGUCCUUAACCCCUUACCCAUCAUAGGGGUAAUAUUCAUUCUUGGGCUACCAUAGGGUCUCAAAGGCACCGUAACCAAUCUGGCGAAUUUUAAUGUGAAAAAAAUGAAACACAAGCCUUAUAUUUGAAGCUGUAACUUUUGAAAACACCAUAAAACCUGUACAUGAGGGGUACUGUUGUACUCGGGAGACUUCGCUGAACACAAAUAUGUGUGUUUCAAAACAGCAAAUGUUAUCACAGCAAUAAUGUCGUCCGUGUAAGUGCUGUUUGUGCGUGAAAAAUGCAAAAAACUUCACUUUUACUGGCGAUAUCAUUGUUGUAAUACAUUUUACUGUUUUGAAACACUAAUAUUUGUGGUCAGCGAUGUCUCCCGGAAGAACAGUACCCCCCAUGUACAGGUUUUAUGGUGUCUUGGAAAGUUAUAGGGUUAAAUAUAGUGCUAGCAAAUUAAAUUCCCUUUACUUUCGGCAGGUCCCGCUAAUUGUAAUUAAUUAAGAUACCUAAUUAUGUAAAAAUAUUACAUAAAUAUAUGUAGAAUUAAUAUAUGUGUGUGUGUAUAGAAACAUAGAAACAUAGAAUGUGACGGCAGAUAAGAACCAUUCGGCCCAUCUAGUCUGCCCAAUUUUCUAAAUACUUUCAUUAGUCCCUAGUCUUAUCUUAUAGUUAGGAUAGCCUUAUGCCUAGCCCAUGCAUGCUUAAACUCCUUUACUGUGUUAACCUCUACCACUUCAGCUGGAAGGCUAUUCCAUGCAUCCACUACCCUCUCAGUAAAGUAAUACUUCCUGAUAUUAUUUUUUAAACCUUUGUCCCUCUAAUUUAAGACUAUGUCCUCUUGUUGUGGUAGUUUUUCUUCUUUUAAAUACAGUCUCCUCCUUUACUGUGUUGAUUCCCUUUAUAUAUUUAAAUGUUUCUAUCAUAUCCCCCAUGUCUCGUCUUUCCUCCAAGCUAUACAUGUUAAGAUCCUUUAACCUUUCCUGGUAAGUUUUAUCCCGCAAUCCGUGAACCAGUUUAGUGGCCCUUCUCUGAACCCUCUCUAAGGUAUCAAUAUCCUUCUGAAGAUACAGUCUCCAGUACUGUGUACAAUACUCCAAGUGAGGUCUCAGCAGUGUUCUGUACAAUGGCAUGAGCACUUCCCUCUUUCUACUGCUAAUACCUCUCCCUAUACAACCAAGCAUUCUGCUGGCAUUUCCUGCUGCUCUAUUACAUUGUCUGCCUACCUUUAAGUCAUCAGAAAUAAUCACCCCUAAAUCCCUUUCCUCAUAUGUUGAGGUUAGGACUCUAUCAAAUAUUCUGUACUCUGCCCUUGGGUUUUUACGUCCAAGAUGCAUUAUCUUGAACUUAUCCACAUUAAAUGUCAGUUGCCACAAUUCUGACCAUUUUUCUAGUUUACCUAAAUCAUUUGUCAUUUGGCUUAUCCCUCCUGGAACAUCAACCCUGUUACAUAUCUUAGUAUCAUCAGCAAAAAGACAUACCUUACCAUCAAGACCUUCUGCAAUAUCACUAAUAAAAAUAUUAAAGAGAAUAUAUUCCAUUAACUACAACCCUCUGUUGCCUGUCACUCAGCCACUGCCUUACCCAUUCAACAAUAUUUGAAUCCAAACUUAAAGAUUGCAGUUUAUUGAUAAGCCUUCUAUGUGCAACAGUGUCAAAAGCCUUACUGAAAUCUGGGUAAGCAAUGUCUACUGCACCACCCUGAUCUAUAAUUUUAGUUACCCAAUCAAAAAAAUCAAUAAGAUUAGUUUGGCAUGAUCUCCCUGAGGUAAACCCAUGUUGUCUCUGAUCUUGAAAUCCAUGUGUUUUAGAUGUUCAUCAAUCCUAUCCUUUAACAUGGUUUCCAUCACUUUCCCCACUACUGAAGUAAGGCUUACUGGCCUAUAGUUGCCCGACUCCUCUCUAUUACCUUUCUUGUGAAUGGGCACAACAUUCGCUAACUUCCAAUCUUCUGGGACUACUCCUGUUAACAGUGAUUGGUUAAAUAAAUAUGUUAAUGGUUUUGCUAGUACACAACUAAGCUCUUUUAAUAGCUUUGGGUGUAUUCCAUCAGGUCCCAUUGACUUAUUUGUCUUUACUUUUGACAGUUGAAAUAGAACCUCUUCCUCUGUAAACUCACGUGCAAUAAAUGACUCAUUUAUCCUUUUUCUCAACUGAGGUCCCUUUCCUUCAUUUUCUUCUGUAAAUACAGAACAAAAAUAUUCAUUGAGGCAGUCAGCUAGACCUUUAUCCUCUUCUACAUACCUUCCUUCUUUUGUUUUUAAUAUAACUAAUCCUUGUUUUACUUUUCUUUUCUCAUUUAUGUAUCUAAAAAAUGUUUUAUCCCCCUUUUUUACUGACUGUGCUAUUUUCUCUUCUGUGUGUGAUUUGGAAGCUCUUAUAACUUGCUUAGCCUCUUUCUGCCUAAUCUUAUAGAUCAUUUUGUCUUCCUCACUCUGGGUUUUUUUAUAAUUCCUAAAUGCUAACUUUUUGUUUUUAACUAUUUUGGCCACAUCUGUGGAGUACCACAGUGGUUUCUUGAAUUUUUUGCUUUUACUGACAAGCCUAAUGCAAUUUUCUGUUGCCUUCAAUAGUGCAACUUUUAAAUAAUCCCAUUUUUCUUGGACUCCAUUUAAAUUGCUCCAGUCUGAUAAUGACUCCUCUACCCAUAUUCUAAUUUUAGAAAAGUCUGUUUUUCUAAAGUCUAAAACUCUUGUUUUUGUGUGGUGUGACUCAGUCACUGUUCUUAUAUUAAACCACACUGACUGAUGAUCACUGGAUCCUAAACUUUCACCUACAGUAACAUCUGAUACCAAAUCUCCAUUUGUUAACAAUAAAUCUAGUAUGGCCUCUUUACGAGUUGGCUCCUCAACAACUUGUUUUAGAGAUAAUCCCAGUAGGGAGUUUAGAAUAUGUGUGCUCCUGGCACAAGUAGCUAAUUUUGUUUUCCAAUUUACAUCAGGAAGAUUAAAGUCACCCAUGAUGAUAACUUCCCCUUCAUUGUCAUUUUAGCUAUUUCCUCAACUAGUAGAUUAUCUAACUCUUCAAUUUGUCCUGGGGGCCUAUAAAUCACACCUACACGAGUUACUGUGUGAUUACCAAAUUCUAACGUAGCCCAAACAGACUCUGUUUGUCUCACUAACUUUUAUUAGGCUAGAUUUUAUGCUAUCCUUCACAUACAAGGCCACCCCUCCCCCUUCCUUGCCUUCCCUAUCUUUCUUAUAUAAAGAGUACCAUGGUAUUGCUAUGUCCCAGUCAUUUUUCUCAUUGUACCAUGUCUCAGUAACAGCGACUAAAUCUACACUAUCAGUUGCCAUUAUUGCCACAAGUUCAUGGAUCUUAUUCCCUAAACUGCGAGCAUUUGUAGACAUGACUCUAAGCUUAUCCUUUUUAACACACUUGCUACAGGCACCUUCUGUCCUUGUUUUGGUGGACAAUUGGAUUGAUGUUUUAUCACCCUUUUGCCCCCCCCUCCUAGUUUAAAUACAUCCUAGCAAAACCUCUGAACUGCUCACUGAGAACAUUUGUUCCCUUUUGAGAAAGAUGCAAACCAUCUUUUUUGUACAGCUGAUCUCCAUUCCAAACAGAGCUACCAUGAGAAAUAAAGCCAAAUCCUUGCUCCCGACACCAUUCACCAAGCCACAAAUUAAAGUCCCUAAUACGCAUCCGCAUGUUGUUCUGAGUGUUAUGCACAGGCAGAACUUCAGAGAAUGACAGUGUGGAAGCAACCUGCCGUAUAUCAUUGGCAAAAACACUAAAAACUUCCUUAACCUCUGAAACCUCAUUGCAAAGCAAGUCAUUUGUCUCUAGAUGGACAAGUACAUCCAAUUCCCCUUCCUGCUUUGCUCGCUUAACAAUAUUACAGAUACGUCUCCUGUCUCUGUGAGCAGUAGCUCCAGGAAGACACCUCACAAGACCACCAUUGUCCAUCUCCACACCUCUUAUAAUGGAAUCACCCAACAUUUUUAAAAAUAUUUUUAUUUAUAUAUAGGUAUAUAUAUAUAUAUAGUGAUAUAUACGUAUAUAUGUAUGUAGAUAUAUGUAUUAUUUCGUUCUACAUGUAUUUUGAUAUAAAUAUAUAUUAUCACAAUACAGUUAGAACGAAAUAACACACAUCUAUAUAUUUUUAAUUAUUUUUUAAUUAAAUUUUUUAACGUAUUUACAUAUUUAAUUUUUUUAUAUUAUAUCCAAAUAUAUAACAAUAAUUAUAUAUAUAUUUAAUCAGUAUCAGUCUACGUGUAAUUUGAUAUUAAUAUAUAUAUAUAUAUAUAAUUAUAUAUAUAUAUAUAUAUAUAUAUAUAUAUAUAUAUAUAUAUAUAUAUUAAUAGUAAAAUACACCUAGACAGUGUACGUGUGUGUAUGUAUAUGUGUAUAUAUACUUAGAUCACAUAUAUAUAUAUAUAUAAUGAUCCAAGUAUACUUUUUUUUUUUUUUUUACACUUUUUAAUCUUUUUAUUUUCAGCCAGCAGAGGGACCACCUGUCAUUACAGGCAGCCCCCCUGCUGGCAAUGCAGGAGGCAGCCUACCCGGCCAUGUGAUUGUGGUGUCCUCGCAAGGACCCCACUCUCACAUGGCCCGGGGGCACCUGAGGAGGAGGAUCUACCGCGGGGGGGCUCCCUGGGAGUCCCCCCCCCCACCGCGAUCGCCGGCGACCGGGUAAGUAUGAAAAGACCGCAGGGUGUACAAUUACGCCUGGCGGCGUUUAGAGCCACCUAAAGUAGGGCGUAAUUGUACGCCCUCCGGUCUUAAGGGGUUAAUUUUUUAUUUAUUUUUUUAUUCCCCCCUCCCUGCUUGUUACCUGGCCUGGGAGGGGGGCUAUGGCAUUCCCUGGUGGUCCGGUGGCAGUGGGGGGCCCAGCACACUCUUACCUUCCCUUCAGCUCCCCUGUCUAACUCUCGCGGCCUGCGUGCUACAUGGAGCGUUGCCAUGGUAACCCGUGACAACGCUCUGACGGCCGCGGGACUCGAAAUAUUUACACGGGAGCUGUAUCUAUGAAUCUUUGUGUGUGUAUUUCUUUGUAUCUAUGAAUCUUUUUGUGUGUGUGUGUUAUGUGUAUUUGCAUCUAUGAAUCUUUGUGUGUGUCUGUAUUUGUGUGUAUCUAUGAAUCUUUGUGUGUGUCUGUAUUUGUGUGUAUCUAUGAAUCUUUGUGUGUGUAUCUAUUUGACGCUAUCCAAUAAUAAUAAAAAGUAAUACUCUGUGUUUGUUUGUCAUUAACUUUGUGUCUCUGAUCUCAUGGGAAUGGUAUAUUUACUCUCCUUUUUUCCAGCGCUGUGCCGGUCUCACUUUCGCAUGUCCUCUUCCAUAUCUGAUAUCAAUGACCAAUCAGCAUCUUCUGAUAGAUACAUCUCUAUGGGGAACGUUCAGAGCCUCCAUGCAGAAUAUGGAGACACUGUACGUAGGUGCAGCACUGAGAUAGGAGACACUUUAGUGGCCAUUCCAGUGACUGCCACUAGAGGUGUUACUAGGCAGCAAUGUAAACACACAGAGCAGGGACAGGCUAUAGAGUGUAGCGCCACUACAUUAAGCUGCAGUGUUCCUUUAAGGAGGGGGAGGGCUCCUAACUCUUUUGGCUGGCUCCUAGAUUUGUCAAUCAAUCCUUUACUGUAGCAACAUUGCAAGAGUUUAUAGUAACAAUACGUGCGUAUGCGCGCGCCCGCUUGGAUAGUGUGAGUGUGUGUGUGUGUGUUUUGAAUCCAGUCAGUUGCUUGUCCUGUGUGUACAGUAAGUUCUGUUUAUUAAGCAGGCUCGGGAGCUGUGCCCCGGGAUCAACAACCGGCCCUACGUCUGUGAGACCGGCCACUGCUGCGGGGAGACAGGCUGCUGCACCUACUACUAUGAAUUGUGGUGUAAGUCAAGCUGGGCAUGUUUUACCUACCUAUAACACCUCUGUGCAGGGCAAUGCCAUAACUCUAUCCUCCCCCGGGACAAUAUCCCCCUCCCUGAGGCAGUAUCAUUCCUCUCUCUGCUAGGGCUUCCUCCUCUGGGACAGGAUCAGCCCUUUCACCCCCUCCCUGGGGCAGUAUCUCUCCUCUGGGGCUUCCUCCUCUGGGACAGGAUCAGCUCUUUCACCCCCUCCCUGGGGCAAUAUCUCUCCUCUGGGGCUUCCUCCUCUGGGACAGGAUCAGCCCUUUCACCCCCUCCCUGGGGCAGUAUCUCUCCUCUGGGGCUUCCUCCUCUGGGACAGGAUCAGCCCUUUUACCCCCUCCCUGGGGCAGUAUCACUCCUUCCUCCCCUGGGGUAUUUCCCCCACCCACCCCUCUAUCAUACUGUUAGAUAAGGUAAUGGCACCCCACCACCCUCGGCCCUCACUUUUGUUAUUCCAUUUUAGGGUUCUGGCUGCUGUGGUCGUUGCUGAUCCUCCUCAGCUGUUGCUGUGCAUAUCGCCAUCGCCGUGCCAAGUUACGCCUGCAGCUGCAGCAGCGACAGCGUGAGAUCAACCUCAUUGCUUACCAGAGUGCCUACCAUUACUCCCCCUCAAUGCUAGAUCUCCGUGAGUAGAACGAACAUAUACUCUACCCUCAUUCUCCAUAUUACUAGAAACCGUUCCCCACUUCUGCACAUUGCUGCCCUCCCUGACACCCACAAACUACACGCAUUGCUGCCCUCCCCGACACCCACAAACUACACGCAUUGCAGCCCUCCCCGACACCCACAAACUACACGCAUUGCAGCCCUCUCCGACACCCACAAACUACACGCAUUGCUGCCCUCUCCGACACCCACAAACUACACGCAUUGCAGCCCUCUCCGACACCCACAAACUACACGCAUUGCAGCCCUCUCCGACACCCACAAACUACACGCAUUGCCGCCCCUCCCAGGCCACCCUAGGCUUCUGCAUUGCAGCCCUCCCGACACCCACAAACUACCGCGCUGUUGCAGCCCUCCCCGACACCCCACAAACUACUGCGUGGCCUCCCCGACACCCACAAACUACUGCGCAUUGCCGCCCUCCCCACACCCACAAACUACACGCAUUGCCGCCCUCCCCGACACCCACAAACUACACGCAUUGCCGCCCUCCCCGACACCCACAAACUACACGCAUUGCCUCGCCUCCCCUCUCCCUCCCCCCUCCCCCAUUCACAUCAGUCCCAGCAUAUAUCAUCCUCCCAAUUUCAUUCUACUACCACAGCAUAGUUUUUUUUUUUUUCUUUCUUUAUACAGGGGUUUUGGCAUCAUGUAAGCUUCCUGCCUACGAAGAGGUUGCAUACCGUCCCACCACACCACCACCUCCAUAUAGCUCCAUCCUUAACCAGUUGGACCUUCCUUGUUCUUCUCCUCUACCCCCUUCGCCUUCAGAUGGUGUCUCCCCCUGCCCCAGCUCCGAUCUUUCCAGCAGCUGCUCGUGUGGUUCAGACUGUGUGACAUCAGCCAGCAUCUCCUCCUUCUCUGUGCAGGUUACAGAUGAAACUGGCACUAGUCCAGGCAGUACACCUAGUGAGGGGGGCAGUUGGCCCCAGUGCCCAGAGGAGGAGGAGGAGGUGGUGGGUGAGGUGGAGUCAAGUGUCCUUCACAAGCAGGCUGUCUUCUCCUCCUAUGUGGAUUUAUUUGAAGGCAAUGGAUACCACUGUUGGGAUAUUGAGGAGGAGGAGGAGGAGGAGGAAGAAGAAGAGGAGGAAGAAGAAGAGGAGCAUUACAGACACCGUAGGCUGACUGGGGACUCUGGGAUAGAGGUGUGCCUCUGCCAGGUUCAAGGGGACGAGGAGGAAAGAGCGAGGCUGCAAGAUAAUCCAGGAUGCCCAGGAAGGAAUAAAGUGUCAGAGUCCCACUGUAAUGAGGGGGUUACUGAGCCCAACUCUCCAGUCCAACCUGUGUGA